Molecule: messenger RNA, 2072 nt
Organism: Ilex paraguariensis (yerba mate)
Lineage: Eukaryota; Viridiplantae; Streptophyta; Magnoliopsida; Aquifoliales; Aquifoliaceae
Source: the annotation of a GenBank genome assembly
UUUUAUAUUGUAUUUUUAAUAUAUUAAAAGUGUUGUAAUGUUGUUCUUUAGUUGUUUAUUUUUUCAAAAUUUCCCCCAUUGUCAGUACAACGGAAUAAGCAUUAGAAGGUAAUAAAAAUGUUACAUUGUAAUAUUUUUAAUAUGUUAAAGGUAUAAUGUAAAAAAUUUUAUUUUUUGGGGCAUAAAAUAAAAAAUCAUAAAUCUUUCGGGAUAUAAAAUGAAAUUCAAAAAAAGUUGAAAAAAUCGCUAGUAAAGUUCACUUUCUCUAUAAAGAAGACGGACUUCACAACUCUCGAUUAAUCACGUCUCUUUCUUCUUCCGUAGAAUAUUCACUUCUCUCUCUUUUUCUCUCCUCUCAUUUUCUUCGCCUGAGUUUUCUCUCUCUAGAACAUGAAGGCGGCGAUGUUGAGAUCCGUGCUCAGAAGAAGCUCCACCGCUUCAUCGUCAUCAUCAUCUUACAUACUUCGCCGUGGAUACGCAUCGGAGUCCCAUCCCGAAAGGAAGGUCGCCGUUUUGGGUGCUGCCGGAGGGAUCGGACAGCCACUGGCUCUACUCAUGAAGCUCAACCCUUUGGUUUCUAAGCUUUCCCUCUAUGAUAUCGCCGGCACACCCGGUGUUGCUGCAGAUGUCAGCCACAUCAACACUAGAUCUGAGGUAGCUGGGUACAUGGGCGAAGACCAGCUCGGGCAAGCUCUAGAGGGAUGUGAUGUUGUCAUCAUUCCAGCUGGUGUGCCAAGAAAGCCUGGUAUGACCCGUGAUGAUCUCUUCAACAUCAAUGCUGGCAUUGUGAAGUCCCUUUGCACCGCAAUUGCCAAGUAUUGCCCUAAUGCACUUGUUAACAUGAUUAGCAACCCCGUGAACUCCACCGUCCCCAUUGCUGCUGAGAUCUUCAAGAAAGCAGGGACAUAUGAUGAGAAGAAACUGUUUGGUGUAACCACUCUUGAUGUGGUUAGAGCUAAGACUUUCUAUGCUGGAAAGGCGAAGGUCAAUGUUGCGGGGGUCAAUGUUCCUGUUGUUGGUGGACAUGCUGGCAUCACUAUUCUUCCAUUGUUUUCACAAGCCACACCAAAAGCCAAUUUGCCGGAUGAAGACAUUAAGGCUCUGACCAAACGGACACAAGAUGGUGGUACGGAAGUAGUGGAAGCGAAGGCUGGAAAGGGUUCAGCCACACUAUCAAUGGCCUAUGCUGGGGCCAUAUUUGCUGAUGCUUGCUUGAAAGGACUUAAUGGUGUUCCAGAUGUUGUAGAAUGUUCAUUUGUGCAGUCAAGUAUCACUGAACUACCUUUCUUUGCAUCUAAGGUGAAGCUGGGGAAGAAUGGUGUGGAGGAAGUCUUUGGGUUGGGCCCGCUUUCAGAUUUUGAAAAAGAAGGAUUGGAAGCUCUCAAGCCCGAGCUGAAAUCCUCUAUUGAGAAGGGACUCAAGUUUGCAAACCAAUGUUAACUGAAGUUUACAAGUCUAUUGGGGGAAACUCUCUCCCCGUUACUAAGAACCCAUCACAAUUUUGCACUUUUACCACUGUUGUGGUGUUUUAGCUGCGUGUUAUGCGGCCAGAGACAUUGGGGUUUAGCUGUUUCCAGCAAAGUCAAGUUUAACAGGGUUUAAAUACUUGUACUGAUAAUGCCAGCAGAUUAGGUCUAUCUGAGCCAAAAUACUUUCGUUAAUAAUGUCGGUGAGGUUACCAAGCAAUUCACCUAUGAACAAUCUAUUGAAGUAUGAUGAUUCUUUCCAUCAUGGUUGGCCUUUUAACCACAUGAUACAUUGUCAUCUGUGUACACACGCUAUUGAUGUGCUGGCAUUGACCUAUGUUACUUACCAGUGUAGUCUGCAAAACAGAAAGAACUUUGUUCAUCCAUGCAGAUUGGUUUCUACUGCCUGUAAUGAGGAUGUAUGUAUGUCCAAGGACAAGUGCUUGCCCGUUAAAGCAAUGCUUCCAUUAAGUGGGUGUUUAGGGUAAUUGGUAUUGCUAGAUUGUUUAAUUUGUACAGGGAUCUCUGGUUAUAGGGCUGGGUGUUUAUGGUAAUUUGUAUUGCUAGAUUGUUUAAUUUGUAGAGGGAUUUCUGGUUAUAGGGCUG